GCGAGAGUCGUCAGAGUCGUGCGUUGCCAUGGCGAUUGAGAUGGCGGAGGCGUUUCUGGUCGCAGCGGCCACCGGGGCCACGAGUGCAUGAAGCUACCGCCAGCAACAUCGAUGCCCGAACAGUGGGAACCGACGCGAAGCAGCAAGUACGGCGUCGUGGUGGCCCCGUUUGCGGGCGACACUACAAAGCAUGGCCUGCCGCUCUCACUCGGUCAGCCGGUGCACAUCUUGGAGCAGUGUGGGGGAUGGUACAGGGGUCAUCGCAUUGGGGACAAGGGUCAGAAGGGCAUCUUCCCGGCUUCCCACAUUGCCCUCAAAGCCUGCCAUGUCACUAACCAAGGGCCAUACGAGACAGUGGAACCGGCUGAAGGUGCCACGGCACGCGAGGUGGCCAGUGUGCUGCGUGAAUGGCACCCACUCUGGAAGAAGCUGUACUUGGAGCGGGACGUGGAGCGGUUCACAGCCCUGCGGCAGGCCAUGUCUGACCUGGUUGAGUGGCGGAGGCAGCUUCUGUCGGCCGCGCUGACCCAGGACCAAGAGCGGGCCCUGUGCCUCCGUGCUGCAGCGCGCAUCGACUGGGGCAACCGGCUCCUGGGUCUAUCCUUGGUGCCCCGAACCGAGGGGGGUGCUGUGGCUGAUCCAGACCAGCUGGGGCCUGUUGAGCUCUUUCAGGUGCACGUGUCAAGUGCUGCAGCGGAGGCAGAAUCACGACCCCUGCAGCAGCAGCCAACCCAUGCGGGUCCACACCUGCGGCUGUCCCUGCGCCAUGCAAGCACCAGUGGCCUGGAGCUCCACUUUGCCCUCUAUGAUGCCCAGGCAGGACAGUUCUUCAGUGAAAAUUUCCUGGUGAAGAGUGCUAAGUGUGGCCAGUCGAGCUUCCUGGCCAGCCAUGCUGCUGUCUUCAUGGAUGUCUACCGGCCCGAAGGGCAGCAGCUCCACCUGGUGGUGCGAGUCAUCCGCACAGGCCGACUGUUGGGCGACAAGGGAUCUGGCGACCACGAGAGCUAUCGGCGGCCAUUAGCCUGUGGUGUCAUUGACCUGGCAACCCUGCCAUGGGACAUUGGUGGCGAGACUGAGCAUGCUGUUCGCCUAGUCACCUGCAACGAGGCCGACUUCCACCAGCUGCACGAGUUGAUCGUCCGUAAGAUGGGCCACAAGAUGGCUCCCCUGCAGCCCAGUCUGGGACUGAGUGUGUGCUUGCGGCCGGUGUCAGACUCGGAGGAAGAGGGUCUACCCGUGGUACGCAUGCGAGGCUUCCCCGAGGUGAUCAUGCCAGGUGACGUGCGCAAUGACCUCUACCUGACUCUUGACCGGGCUGACCUGGCCGGUCCCGCCAAGAACAUUGAAGCUCGCCUUAUGCUGGUGUCUGCAGAUGGACGCAUCCUCCAGGACUGCCUGAGCGGUGGCGUGGGUCAGCUAGAACCGUCGUACGAGUGGCGCUCCCUGGUGCUGUGUCGUACGUGCACCCCCAGGUGGGGGGAGGCUGUGCACGUGCGCCUGCCCCUCGAACCCCUGGAAGGGGCGCACGUGCGCGUGGAGCUACGACACUGCUCGGCACGCAGUGGGCGCGAGCCGCGGCUUCUGGCCUGCGCACUGCUGCCCCUGCUGCAGCGAGGCACUGUGCUGCCCAACGGGCCACACGAGCUGCCCGUCCUGCGAGCAGACCCACCGGGAGGCGCCCAGGCACGCCACGAGGCUCUGCACCUCACCACCUUGCUCAUUUCCACCAAGCUCACCCAGAACAGGGACUUGCUGGCAUUGCUACGCUGGAAGGAGCAGCCCGACGAUGUGCCACAGGCGCUGCUUGGGCUCACCAAGCUGGACGGUGAAGAAAUUGUCAAGUUCCUGCAGGACAUCCUGGAUGCACUCUUCUCCAUGUUCUCAACAGCUGAUGGCAACUCGACACCCUACUCGGGCCUUGUCUUCAAGACAUUGGUGUACAUACUCAGCCUCCUGGAGAGCCCCAAGUUUGAGCACUUCAAGCCGGUCUUGGAUGCUUACAUCAAGGGGCAUUUUGCAGCUGCACUUGUCUACAAGGGUCUGCUGCGAUGCGUGGCACACUGUGCAGAGCUGGCCAGCGAUGCCGGGGACGAGGCCCCUUCUGUCGAGCACUGCUUUGCAUCGCUCGAAUCAGUUAUGCAGUUUGUUGUGCAGUCACGCCUCCUCCUCAGCCGUGCAACAGGCACUGACCCGAGCGAGGGCUUCUCGGCUGACCUGCAGCCCAUGCUGGCGGCUUGCGAGCGCAUGCUGACCGUGGGGGCCCCAGGUCCUCCCACCCUGGCACAGGUGUCCCUGGUGCAUAGUCUGGGAGGGUUGCUGGCACGUUUGCGGGAAGUGCUUCCCUUGUCUGCCGUGGUGCGGGUGGCUGAGCGGUGCCUCGCUUGGCUGCCCACCCGGCCACACCCCCUGUUGGCCCAAGCACGCCUACAUGCAAUAGAGCAGACCAUCACUUCACUCCUGUGUGAGCCCGCUGACCACGCCGCGACAGAUGAGUGGCACCUCCGUCUUGUGUGUGCGUGCGGAGCUGCAGUCGGGUCCCAGCUGUCGCAGGGUCGUCCAGAGGAGGCCACCCUGUGCGCCAAGGUGCUGGGGCAGCUGGUGACCGCAGCCGGUGUUGAUGCUGCUCCAGCGCUGCUGGCACUAGUACCACCAUUGCUCGAAGCCUUACAAGCCUUAGAAGACGAGGAUCCACUACUGGGACCCUUGUCAGCGUGCCUGUUGGGUGUGGUGCGGGCACUUGGCGAGGCCCACUAUGCACAGCUGUGGGGUGCCGAUGGUGGCCGUGAGGGUGUGGCCUGUGCUCUGUCGGUGCUUCGGCGGCUGCUGCUGGGCCCCACCUUUCCCGCCGACUGGGCUGUCAUGCGUGCACUCGCCAACCAUGUGGCCCUGGGGGCCCUGCAGGAGCUGGCACAGCUGCUGGCAUCACACUUUCUGCGACCGCUGGAUGUUCUGCUGUGGCUACAGUACCUGCGGCUCGCCUCAGACUUCUUGGCCCAGCCAUCCCUCCAGCUGGAGCACUUGUCGCCCACCCAGAGGGCACGCCUCACCGAGCGCUAUGGCGACAUGCGGCUGCUGGCGGGAUUCCAGGUACUGGCCUUGUGGGGGCGUCUGUGGGAGGAGGAAGGGGGCAGGUGUGAGCUGGUUUCGUCCCUGGUGGGGCCGCUGGUGCGCAUGACGUUGGUGCGAGAAGCAGAGCUUCGGAGGGCCAUGCUGCCCCUCUUUUACGACCUCAUGGACAAGGACCUGCCCAAGGUGGAGUCCGAGCUGAUGGAGCAUCUAGACAAGCUGGUGACUGCAGGCAGCGGUGAUGAGCAGUACCAGCAGCUCUUUACUUCUAUCCUUCUAGAAGAGGUGCGAAAGCGCAACCCCGUGUGGCACGACAGCGGUGUUCGAUUCAUCGAUGCCGUCGGUCACCAACUUGACCGACUGCUUGACUAUAGGAGUGUCAUGGAGGGAGCUGAGAACCGGGACAAGCGCAUGAGCUGCACAGUCAAUUUGCUGCGCUUCUACCGGGAGGAAGUUGGUCGCCAGGAGAUGUUUGUGCGCUACGUGCACAAGCUGUGUGAACUGCACCUGCCGGCCGAGCACUUUGCCGAGGCAGCGUUCGCACUGCGGCUGCACGCCGACUUGCUGCCAUGGGAGGAAGGGGAGCAGGGACGCCUCAAGGAGCAGCUCUAUCUCAGCAUGCUUCACUACUUUGACCGCGGCAAGUGCUGGGAGGAGGGACUGCCGCUGUGCAAGGAGCUUGCCAACGUCUACGAAGGCGUGCUGUUUGACUACGAGAAGCUCAGCACUAUCUUGAGGAUGCAUGCCCAGUUCCUGGAGCACAUCCUGAAGGAGCUGAGACCUGAGCCCGAGUACUUCCGGGUUGGAUUCUUUGGCCUGGGCUUUCCCUCCUUCCUGCAAAACAAGGUGUUUGUGUACCGGGGCCUGGCCUACGAGAAGGUGGGUGCCUUCAGCCAGCGGCUGCAGGGACAGUUCCCCGAGGCCCAGCUGCUGACACACAAUGCUCCACUGGAUGCUGCUCUGCUUGCUUCCACUGACCAGUACAUACAGGUGUGUGGUGUGCGCCCCCUGGCGGAGCCACGUCCGGAUCUGGAAGGGCGUCCCGAGUGUGUGCGCGCCUACUUUAGGGUGAACCGGGUCCACUCGUUCCAGUUUGACCGCCCCGUUUACAGAGACGGACCACCGGACAGAGACAAUGAGUUCAAGGGCCUGUGGCUGGAGCGGACGACGUUGGAGACGGCGUCCAAUCUGCCAGGGCUGCUCCCAUGGGCUGAGGUGGUGGGCCAACAAACGGACUGGGUGCCCCCGCUGGUGCACGCGUGCGAAGCAGUCGAGGCCAUGAGCAACGAGCUGCGCCGUCUCGUGGCUCUGCACUCGCGCGAGCCCCAACGGCCUCUGGCACCCCUGAGCAUGCGCCUGGCUGGAGCCAUCGAGGCUGCCGUCAACGGAGGCCUGGCCAAGUACCACCAGGCUUUCCUCAGUGGUGGUGAUGCAUCGAGCGAAGGGCAGGCACGGUUGCGGUCGCUACUCCUGGAUCUGGUGCAUGUGCUGGAAGGUGGCCUCUCGCUGCACGGGCGGCUGGCUCCGCCCGACCUGGGGCCCUUGCAGAAGCGGCUCGUUGAGCGCCUAGGGCAGCUUCAGCAGGCUGUGCGCGGUGCAUCUGCGCAUGGUUCACCACGACCUGGCUCAGCGUGUAGCAGCAGUAGGUCGUCCACGUCAUCGGGUGGACUCCUGCCUCCAGCGCAUGAUGAGCCAUGGGAUGGAGGGACCAGCAGCAGCUCUUCCAGCACACUAGCUGACCAGCAGCAGCUGGAAGGAUCCACGACUGACAGUAUGCCACCACCACUUCCACCACGAGGGCCUCCACCUGUGGAGCCGCAUGCCACCCGGCCAACGUCAGCAAACCGCAACUCUCUCAAGCACGGGGACCCUCUUCUGCCUUGCAAAAAUGCGGAUCCCAUUAAAGAAGAGGCAGCCAAUGGGAACUGCGCAUCUCUUGGUAGCUCUUCCAUACAUGAUGUUUAGUCUGCAUUUUUUUUUUUAAUCUCUCUCGUGUCACUGUGUGUGGCAGGUUAGGUGGUGAUGUUGAGAUUGAGGUAUUUAGAUACAGUAGAACCCACAUAUAACCAAUGCAGGUUAAAUCAAUGUUUCGGGCAUGUCCUUCUUUCUUUAUAUAAAAGUUGACUGUGGAUUUGUCACUGUUUGCUGGUGAUGGCUACCGCUUUGCAUUUGAUUGAUAAUAUAGGAUAAAAAAGUUAAAAAAUGUAACUCCUUACAUUAGGGUAAUGCUUGUGAGCGAGCAGUUGCACCAAUAGGAAUCAUUAUGUUAAUUUUCGUUUAUGUGAUGAAAAAAUACUUAUUACAAUGUUGUUACACAAUGCAGUCAUAACUACUACCAAGGUUUCCAGGACACACAUUCGUAUUUCACCUAGUGCUCCGGUUGUAUAAUGUCAUGACCUACUGGCAUAUUUCCGUUUAGCAAUUUCCACCUGUUUUUUUUUUUUCUAAAUUUAUUUGUACUGAUAGGAAUUUGCAGUGUUAGACUAUUCCAGUUGUCCAUAGAUUAUUAGCUGAGAGAAUGAAAGGGCAAGGUUCUUUCUUUUUGAAUUUCGUUCCUGAACUGCUGCAUCAUAGUUAGUGUAAUCUCACGAAUUUCAUAGUGCUUCCACAUUUUUUAGCUGUUUUUUUUUUCUUUUAAAGUAGUGUUCUCAGAACUCACUAGGCUGUGAAUUUGGUUCCUUAAGAAUGCAGUGUAGUCCUCAUUUUUCGAUAAACUAGUGCUGUUAACUGUGGUCCCGAGCGGACGUCAUAUCCAAACCUCGUGACGGCACAAGGAGACAGCUCGAGAGCUCCAGUCCUGAAUUUUCCUUUUUCAGUCUUUGUUUUUAUGGCUCACCAUUAUGCAAGGCUGGCGUUCCUAGUGCCACUUGCAUGCAUGUAAAAUCUCAAUUUAUGCCUGAAGAGAAAUUUUCGUACUCAAGUCACAAAGCUGUGAUGUCAACCUUGGCGAUAAUUGAUGUGUUGACUGACACAAAUUAUUGGAGUAGUGAAACAAAAUUUACGGACUAGAACAAAACACACCAAUUGCGCCGCGACUGUGUUCCAGCUGGUGCUGCACUUGGGAGGAAAAGCGCAAAAACCCUUGCUGUGUGUCAACCCUCUGCUUCUCAGAAGCGGGCAUCAACUUUAAUACAAGGAAAGGAGCGCAAGAAUGACCUCACAAUGUAUUUCUUUUUUUUUCAAGGCAAUCAGCUAAACUUGCUUGGAAAUGUUGGUACGCUUGAGAUCUUGUUUCCUCGUGGGAAAAAGGAUAAACAGAUUAUGGACUUUUCUGUAUAGUGAUGCAGCAAGUACUUUGACCUACUGUAUGCGCUCUAGUUAUUAUAAUGUUCUUCACAGCAUUCUUCUGCAUACACUGGUUUUAACAGUUGUCAGAUUAUAACAGCGACAUUUCGUUGCCAUUUAAGUAUUGUAAUAAGUGGAUGCGAAUGUGUUGAUGUAUUGUUUUAAUUUAAAGAAAGAUAGGCAUGACAUUACAUUGACAGCCCUGCUGUUAUUUUUUCUGUGAUGUAUUCUAAUCAAAUGCCCAAUUUGCGACGAAUAUAGUCUUCCUUCUGGGUUAAGGUGUUCAGAAAUCUCAUCAUAGACCAAGGAGGAGGUUGUGAUCUGUCCGUCCACUAACACACUCUCAUAGCUUUACACACUGGGCAACAUUUGUCAGUUGCAGCUGUCAGCAUGUGAGAUGUGGCAAUGGCAAUUGUAUUAAAACCAAAGAAAUAUGUGCAGCUGGAAUGGCUUUGGGAGUAUAUAUAUAAAAGAUAGGUAUUAAUAUACGUAUAACUGUAGCCAUGACUUGACAUCCAUGGAAGUGUUUUAACUGUGGUUGUAAUGGUUGUCGGCCUAUGCGCUGCAUGGCUGCUGUUUUCGAUUACAGUAUUAAAUAGUUGUUUCUACCCUCUGAA
Molecule: messenger RNA, 6968 nt
Organism: Dermacentor silvarum
Lineage: Eukaryota; Metazoa; Arthropoda; Arachnida; Ixodida; Ixodidae
Product: dedicator of cytokinesis protein 3-like
Exons: 36
Coding region: 88-5031 (1647 amino acids)
Biological process (GO): small GTPase-mediated signal transduction
Cellular component (GO): plasma membrane; cytoplasm
Molecular function (GO): small GTPase binding; guanyl-nucleotide exchange factor activity
Source: RefSeq, a predicted model, not a curated record